Molecule: messenger RNA, 888 nt
Organism: Iphiclides podalirius (scarce swallowtail)
Lineage: Eukaryota; Metazoa; Arthropoda; Insecta; Lepidoptera; Papilionidae
Source: the annotation of a GenBank genome assembly
AUGUCGGCGGUCAACGGGAAAGACACGACGACGGAGCAGCCGCCGGUGCCGCCCUCGUCGCUGAUACGCCGCGUCAGCUCGCGGUCCAUCCGCAACUCGAUAUCCGAGGAGAAGGAGAACGGCGUGGACGGCACCAGCGCCACGAAGGGAUCCUUCGUCAGCAAAUACAAGAAGGCGCCCGAGGCCCUGAAGGGAUUCAUCAACGAUGCGGAGGACGAGCUCGAGGUGCCUGGGACUCCGAUGACGCCGCGCACGUCAACAACACCUGGCCACGAGAACUGUACGUUCCACCAUGACCUUGAGCUGGAUCACAGGCCUCCGACCAGGGAGGCGCUUCUGCCAGACAUGGCCAACUCCUACAGACUACUACUCACAGGUUUGGGCGAGGAUCCCGAGAGGCAGGGCUUAUUAAAGACCCCAGAGAGGGCGGCAAAAGCCAUGCUGUUCUUCACAAAGGGCUACGACCAGAGCUUGGAAGAGGUGCUGAACAACGCAAUCUUCGACGAGGACACGGAUGAGAUGGUGGUGGUCAAGGACAUCGAAAUGUUCUCCAUGUGCGAGCACCAUUUGGUGCCGUUCUACGGGAAGGUGUCCAUCGGCUACCUUCCGCAGGGCAAGAUCCUCGGGCUGAGCAAGCUGGCCAGGAUCGUGGAGAUCUUCUCUCGCCGGCUGCAGGUCCAGGAGCGGCUGACCAAGCAGAUAGCCAUCGCCGUGACGCAGGCGGUCAGACCAGCCGGCGUCGCCGUCGUCAUUGAGGGAGUGCAUAUGUGCAUGGUGAUGCGGGGCGUCCAGAAGAUCAACAGCAAGACGGUCACCUCUACCAUGCUCGGCGUGUUCCGGGACGACCCUAAGACCAGGGAGGAGUUCCUCAACCUGGUUCACUCCAAG